This is a messenger RNA of Dendronephthya gigantea, 2161 nucleotides long. Its product is annotated as mannose-1-phosphate guanyltransferase beta-A-like. NCBI's taxonomy places the organism in Eukaryota, Metazoa, Cnidaria, Anthozoa, Malacalcyonacea, Nephtheidae. Bases 93 to 1175 code for a protein of 360 amino acids. Gene Ontology annotation, molecular function: GTP binding; mannose-1-phosphate guanylyltransferase (GTP) activity. Gene Ontology annotation, biological process: GDP-mannose biosynthetic process; cell wall mannoprotein biosynthetic process. Gene Ontology annotation, cellular component: cytoplasm. The record is from RefSeq and is a predicted model, not a curated record. The transcript is spliced from 11 exons.
UAAGGGUUGCUACGCUUCCAAAUUCUGAGAUACUGUCAAGUCAUAUCAGGAAAGCGUCGCGUAAAGAGAACGUCUCGGGGCUUGCCACAGAUAUGAAAGCUUUAAUUUUAGUCGGCGGUUAUGGGACAAGAUUACGGCCAUUGACACUUUCACAGCCAAAACCACUUGUAGAGUUUUGUAAUAAACCUAUGAUGUUACACCAAGUUGAAGCUUUAGUACAGGCUGGUGUUACCCACAUUAUCCUAGCAGUUAGUUACAGAGCUGAAAUGUUAGAAAAGGAAAUGACUGCUCAUGGAGAAAGACUUGGAAUAAGAAUUACUUUGUCUCUUGAGAAAGAACCCCUUGGAACAGCGGGACCACUGGCAUUAGCAAGAAAACAUCUAAAAGAAGACAACGAACCAUUUUUUGUGUUGAAUAGUGAUGUUAUGUGUUCAUUUCCUUUUGCUGAAAUGGAGAAAUUUCACAAGGCCCAUAAGAAGGAAGGGACAAUAAUGGUGACAAGAGUGGAAGAACCAUCAAAAUAUGGUGUCGUUGUUUAUGAUCAGAAUUCUGGAAAGAUCUCAAGAUUUGUUGAAAAACCUCAAGUAUUUGUUGGAAAUCGAAUCAAUGCUGGACUCUACAUGUUUAAUCCUAGUAUAUUAGAUAGGAUUGAGCUUCGACCAACAUCCAUAGAAAAAGAAAUAUUCCCAGUUAUGGCAUCAGAAAGUUGUCUAUAUGCAAUGGAUUUAGAAGGAUUUUGGAUGGAUGUGGGUCAACCAAAAGAUUUUUUAACAGGAAUGUGUAUGUACUUACAACAUCUGAAAGAAAAAUCUCCAGAAAAACUUUACCAAGGAUCUGGUGUUUUAGGAAACGUUUUAGUGGACCCAUCAGCUAAAAUUGGUGAAAAUUGUCGUAUUGGUCCGAAUGUAGUCAUUGGUCCUGGUGUUCAUAUUGAAAACGGUGUGUGUCUAACACGGUGUGUUCUGUUAAAAAAUUCCACGGUCAAGUCACAUUCCUGGAUCAGCUCUUCUAUUAUUGGAUGGAAGUCUGUCGUUGGUCAUUGGGUCCGAAUGGAGGGUGUUUCAGUCUUAGGUGAAGAUGUCAUCGUAAAGGAUGAAGUCUAUAUCAACGGUGGACGUAUUCUACCUCAUAAAUCAAUCGGCGACUCGUGUCCUGAGCCUAAAAUCAUAAUGUAGACACCAGAAACCUGGGACGAGGCUUUGUAGAAACAGUCACGAUCACAAAUAUACACUGAUCUCAAAUUGAUACGUAUUCAGGAACAAUCAGUCAAAAUUGAGCUCAUUUUUAUAGGUACGCGAAGUAUCAAAGAAACGUUUUGUUACCAGUUUUGUUGCUUCAGUCUCGACAUUACCCAGUCUUUCUUUGCUGGCAUAAUUAUUUUGACGUCAGUGCGCGCGUGAGAUUAUUUUACUCUUUUCCCGCUUCAUUCUCACGUUGUCCAUUUUGAGAUCAGUUUUUUAAAUUAAUUAGUAUAAUUUUAGCCAAAAACUUAGUGGUUACCACCAGAGAAACAAAUGGCCAAGCCAUCGUAUACAUUUCGCCACUGGAACUGUCUCAACCAAAAAAAAUAAUGUUCUCAACCAAAAAAAAAUAAUGUUCUACUAUAACAACUAUAACGCGCCUUGUCACCAUUUUGUGAUUUUGAAUUGUAAUUAAUUUUGAACAAUGAUAUUAUCAAUGUAAUUAUGCCUGUGAUAUUGAAAGUGAGAUAUUGAAAUAAGUAAAUAAUAAUAUCCUGUCAGUGGUACAGUCGUCCUGAUAGUAAUAUGUGCUUGUUUGGUUCCUUAAUCUCGGGGUGUCAGAAUCAUGUUAACCAACCUCGUUUCCAGGGUCGUCGCCACUGGGCCUGGGUGCAGUGAUUUGUUUGCGGCCGUCAUCGCUUGGCAUUGUACCCGCCAUUGGAAAAUUAGUCCUUGUAGAGUACCACCAAAACAGCGCCGGGCAGACGAGCACUCAGGCUGAACGCAGCCUAAGAUUUUUGUAUGAAAAUGUAUCAUGUGGAGUGUUAUUUGUGGCGAAUAAUAUCUAAGAACAAAUGGCACUCACAAGUCAUAUUCUAGUGCAUUCUAUUUGCGGUGCAGGCAUUCAUAACCAGACCAUAUGAAACCACUCCCCUCCACAGAGGGUUACGAGGCAGAGAUUCCAGUCUGACCGGUUUUUU